AUGUCUGCAAAAGAUGCAAAGCCUCGAGUCGAAGAUGCAGCUGCUUCUCCAGCUCCAACCGAUGUUAUGAGCCUUGGUGACAUUGUGGUAGACAAGCAAACGGAGAGGAGUUAUGUGAAAAAGCUUGACUACUACCUGUUGCCCUUCUUGAGCUUGAUGUAUUUCUUUAAUUCUGUGGACCGAAGCAAUCUUGGCAAUGCUCAGACGGAUGGUCUCGGAGCGGACCUUGGCUUCAUCGGCAACCAAUACUCGCUUCUUAUCUUGCUGUUCUACAUACCGAAUGGUCUUUGCGACCUGCCCUUGAACAUGCUAACCAAGAAGUUCUCGGGUAGAGUUAUGCUACCAGGUCUAAUGUUUGCAUGGGGCGCGAUGGCCCUGGUCCAGAAUGCCGCAAAGAAUUUUGCAGGCCUGUUAGUGAUACGGUUACUCCUUGGCGCUUUUGAAGCGGGCUUUUUUGCAGGAACUGUAUUCUACCUCACCCUGUUCUAUACGCGAGGUGAACUCGGUUUUCGCAUUGCCCUAUACUUCGGAUCUGCGUUACUUGCCAGUGCAUUUAGCGGAUUGAUAUCAUUUGGGGUGUUUCAGAUCAAAAACACGGCCCUGCAAGGGUGGCAGUGGCUUUUCAUAAUCGAAGGAGCUUUGACGGUGAUCAUUUCAUUGAUCGGUUUCUGGUGGCUCCCCGCAUCCUCAUCAAGUGCGUGGUUUCUCACCGAGUCCGAACGAGAAGUCGCUCGCUUGCGGUCUCUUCGUGAUGCGUCUCGCAAAGUGGAUACUGAGUUCGACCUCCGCGAGUGCUUCCAGACCUGGUCUGACUGGAAGUUCCCAGUAUGGUGUAUUAUCUCGUUUACUUAUCCAGUCGCAUUCAGCACUUGCGCCAACUUCUUGCCUAUUGUCUUACAGCGAUUGGGGUAUUCGACGGUUGUCACCAACCUCUUGACCGUACCACCAAAUUGCUGUGGGUUCCUGGUUCUACUGGCAGUUACGUACUCGUCGGAUAGACUGCGCGAGCGGACAUACCACAUUGUAUUUUCCCUCGUGCUAUCCUUUAUUGGGCUUAUCAUCCUCGCUACUGUUGAUGGCUUGACCCACCGAGGUGUCGCCUACUUUGCGUGCUUCCUCGUCGCGUCGGGGGCAUAUAUCCCAAGCUGCCUUGUCCAUUCGUGGCACAACAACAACAAUCUCAACGAGAACUCACGUGCUGCUAACACGGGUUUACUCGUGGGACUGGGUAACUUGGGUGGAAUCUUAUCAGCUGCAACCUUUCGCACCGAGUACGCUCCAAGAUAUGUGCCGUGCUUGAUAGCGACGGCGUGCUGCAAUGUCGUAUGCGUUGCCUUUACCUUAUGGAUGGGACUGUGGAUGAAGAGGGAAAACAGGAAAAAGGAUCAACUAUUGGGGGUUGUCCUACGACCUGAAGAUGUGGACACAAGGGAGUUGGGGAGAGGUGAGGGGGAUGCAAAAUGGCGUUACUUUACUUGA
Truncatella angustata is the source of this 1479-nucleotide messenger RNA. RefSeq names its product major facilitator superfamily domain-containing protein. The transcript is spliced from 5 exons. The coding region runs from base 1 to 1479 and encodes 492 amino acids. Gene Ontology annotation, biological process: transmembrane transport. Gene Ontology annotation, molecular function: transmembrane transporter activity. NCBI's taxonomy places the organism in Eukaryota, Fungi, Ascomycota, Sordariomycetes, Amphisphaeriales, Sporocadaceae. Gene Ontology annotation, cellular component: membrane. The record is from RefSeq and is a predicted model, not a curated record.